AUGUCUCAACCAAUCAGCGCCGUCUGCUCGAUAUUGUGCCAAAAGCCUUCCACACACGUUAAGGCGGUUUGCUUUCUGAUUUUCCCUCAAAAGUUUUCUGAUUCCUAUGGAAAGUUAGUUAUCACAAGACAGGAAACACAAAUCGCUCUACCUAGCGAAAAUGAAGAAGGUCUGCUUGAGGAACAAGUCAUUGAAGAACCGUCUCCAAAUCUAACUGAAGCACUAGCGGCAGCUGUUGCAGAGAUCCGAAAAGUCCAGGAAACAAUAACUUCUGAUUCCAUCAGUGACCAUGAAGCCUUUGGCAAGUUCAUUGCAGCCAGUUUAAAUAAACUGCCCGCUGCUGAUUCAAUCAUGGCGCAAGGUGAAAUUCAAAGAGUCAUACAAAAAUAUCGAUUAAAUGCGUUAAAUAUGAGCAGUUCUGCUUCUGAGGCUUCCGCAUUAACUGCAAUUCAAUCACCAACCCUUUCUUGGGAUUCACCUCCUGCAACUACUCCUGCAUACAGCACUAGUUACCCGGUCAUGAACGAGGACACAUUUGCAAAUGAUGAUGCUGGUAUCGGAGAUAUUAUCUCGCAAGCAUGGAACUUGACAAACUAA
This is a messenger RNA of Acanthoscelides obtectus, 597 nucleotides long. NCBI's taxonomy places the organism in Eukaryota, Metazoa, Arthropoda, Insecta, Coleoptera, Chrysomelidae. The record is from the annotation of a GenBank genome assembly.